Molecule: messenger RNA, 664 nt
Organism: Cucurbita moschata (crookneck pumpkin)
Lineage: Eukaryota; Viridiplantae; Streptophyta; Magnoliopsida; Cucurbitales; Cucurbitaceae
Product: basic leucine zipper 4-like
Exons: 1
Coding region: 76-540 (154 amino acids)
Biological process (GO): positive regulation of DNA-templated transcription
Cellular component (GO): nucleus
Molecular function (GO): transcription cis-regulatory region binding; DNA-binding transcription factor activity
Source: RefSeq, a predicted model, not a curated record
UUCCUUCCUUCCCUUUUCCCUUUCUCUCUCAUCUAUAGCCCUUUCUCUUUGAGCUACAACUCAUUCUCUUUCCCAAUGUUCUAUUCUGAAGAAGAAGCUGUCCGGUUUCGUAGGCCGGUUCAGGAAUCUGGGUUCACACCGGCCGAAAUCCAGGAGCUUUGGUCUCUGCUCGAAGAUCCAGCCAGAUCAAACUCGGGUUCGCAAGACUCGAGCCAAGCGGUCUCUUUGAUUGACGAUGAGAGGAGACGAAGGAGAAGGAUAUCGAACCGAGAGUCAGCGAGGCGGUUGAGGUUGCGGAAGAAGAGGCAUUUGGAGAAUCUAGGGGUUCAAACGGACCGGCUGAAGGUGAAGAACCAGGAGCUGAAAAGCCAGCUGAACUUAGUGUUGAGCCGUUAUUGUAUGGUACGAAGACAAAAUGAGAGACUGUGGUCGGAAUUUGUGGCACUUCAUGCUCGGCUGUCGGACCUUUACCGGAUUUCUGUUCCCAUGCAGGAGAGGGAGAAUUCAUGCAUGCAAAUAUCUUUCAAUUAUUACUCUUAACAAAAAAAUGAGGAAAUUUCUUCAUGAGAAUGAAAUAAUAAAUGUCACUUAGGAUAUUUAUAUUUUUAUUAGUCUUUGAUGGGUAUUUCAAAUUCUAAUGUGACAUGGCAAUGUAAUAUAUAUU